ACUCGACCAUUACCAGAUAUAGCAUAUAAUGUAUACAAUUCCAAAUUCUCCGAACCAAAAUUAGAAGAAGGAUUUCAAGAAAUAAAACAUAUUAACUUCGUAUUUGAAGGAAAUGAUCAUGAGAGAAAAAGUUUUAAUUUAUG
Dentiscutata heterogama is the source of this 143-nucleotide messenger RNA. The record is from the annotation of a GenBank genome assembly. NCBI's taxonomy places the organism in Eukaryota, Fungi, Glomeromycota, Glomeromycetes, Diversisporales, Gigasporaceae.